CUCGUAUAUUGUGUGAGCUAUAUAUACUCCUACCUAAUUAAUUUCAUUCCAUUUCUAUUUCUAACAAACCAAACUCAAAAACAAAGCAGCAACUAUACAAACUUCUCCUUUACCCAAAUAUGGAUUUGGAAACCAACACUAAGGGCUACACCAAUGAUGGUACGAUGGAUCUCCGCGGCCGCCCGGUGAUUGCUUCUAAGACAGGCAAAUGGAAGGCUUGUGCUUUUCUUCUUGCUUAUGAAGCAUGUGAGAGAAUGGCCUUUUAUGGCAUAGCAUCAAACUUGGUUGUUUAUUUGACAACUCAACUCCAUGAAGACACCGUUUCGUCGGUUAGGAAUGUGAAUAACUGGAAUGGAGUGGUAUGGAUGACACCGAUCAUCGGUGCUUACAUCGCCGAUGCUUAUCUUGGUCGAUAUUGGACUUUCACCAUCUCUUCUCUCAUCUAUGUCAUGGGCAUGAUAUUGUUGACUAUAGUUGUUUCUCUCAAGUCCCUCAAACCAACAUGCACAAAUGGAACAUGCAACAACAAUAGUUCAUCACACCAAAUAGUGUUGUUCUAUACUUCCCUCUACAUCAUUGCCAUAGGAGCCGGAGGCACGAAACCUAAUAUUUCAACCUUGGGGGCGGACCAAUUCGACGAUUUUGAUUCCGAUGAGAAAGAACUCAAAGCCUCCUUCUUCAAUUGGUGGAUGUUUUGUGCCUUCUUAGGUGGUCUAUUUGCCACUGUAGGACUUGUCUAUAUCCAAGAAAACUCUGGAUGGGGUUUAGGGUAUGGUAUCCCUACCAUUGCCCUUAUCCUAUCUUUGAUUGUCUUUUAUUUAGGGACUCCUAAAUAUCGACACAAACCUAGAAACACAAAAAGUCCUACAUCAGAUAUUGGUAAGGUUUUAAUCACUUCAAUGGCUAAUUGGAAACUGAAAGUUCCUACUGAAUCUAAGCAAUUUCAAGAGGUUCAACCACAAUAUUAUAUCACUACUGGAAAAACACCGGAAAAUAGAACUUCGAUUUUCAGGUUUUUGGACAAGGCAACCAUAAAACAAGGAAGUUCAAGGCUACCAUGCACAGAAGCACAAGUUGAGAAAACAAAGCAAGUAUGUGGAAUGAUAAUGAUAUGGCUAGUACUUCUAAUACCUAGCACAAUAUGGGCACAAAUAAACACCCUCUUUGUCAAACAAGGAACUACCUUAGACCGUCGUAUAGGUACUCAUUUCAAAGUCCCAGCAGCCUCUCUAACAAGUUUCGUUACCCUAACAAUGCUCCUCAUUGUACCUAUUUACGACCGUUACUUUGUCCCCUUAAUGAGGGCGAAAACCGGGAACCCUAGAGGGAUCACCAUCCUUCAAAGACUCGGCGUUGGUUGUAUAAUCCAAAUUGCGGCCAUAGCAUUCGCUUAUGUGGUGGAGAUGCAAAGGAUGCAUGUGAUUAAGGUAGACCAUGUCACAGGUAAAAAUGCCAUGGUUCCUAUGAGCAUUUUUUGGUUAUUGCCUCAAUAUGCAUUAAUUGGUUUGGCAGAUGUUUUCAACUCUAUUGGUUUGUUAGAGUUCUUCUAUGAUCAAUCCCCGGAUGACAUGCAAAGCUUAGGGACGACGUUUUUUACGAGCGCGAUCGGAGUUGGGAAUUUCAUGAAUAGUUUACUUAUUACUUUGAUAGAUAAAGGGACAGGUAAAAAUGGUGGCAAGAGUUGGAUAGGGAACAAUUUGAAUGAUUGUCACUUGGAUUACUACUACUUGUUUUUGUUUGGGUUGGCUGUUUUGAAUAUGGGGGCGUUUUUGUUGGCGUCUUGUGUUUAUGUUUACAAAAGGGAGGCUAAAAUGGUGCAAGAGGAUGGCAACUAUGCUCAAUUAGAAGGGAAGAUUGUGGUAGAUGCAUGACUAGGGUUAUGACUUAUGAGGAUUGGAUUAGGUUAAUUUAAGUAGCUAGGAAGGUUAUUUAAUUUCUAAUGUUUUAAGCUUUUUUUCAUAAUGUAUUUGUGUAAGUGAUGAUAUAAAUAAAAAUGCAUCACCUAAGGGAAGUUAGCUA
Spinacia oleracea (spinach) is the source of this 2019-nucleotide messenger RNA. RefSeq names its product protein NRT1/ PTR FAMILY 5.1. The transcript is spliced from 4 exons. Gene Ontology annotation, cellular component: membrane. Gene Ontology annotation, molecular function: dipeptide transmembrane transporter activity; tripeptide transmembrane transporter activity. NCBI's taxonomy places the organism in Eukaryota, Viridiplantae, Streptophyta, Magnoliopsida, Caryophyllales, Amaranthaceae. Bases 120 to 1871 code for a protein of 583 amino acids. The record is from RefSeq and is a predicted model, not a curated record. Gene Ontology annotation, biological process: dipeptide transport; transmembrane transport.